Molecule: messenger RNA, 1443 nt
Organism: Ochotona curzoniae (black-lipped pika)
Lineage: Eukaryota; Metazoa; Chordata; Mammalia; Lagomorpha; Ochotonidae
Gene: EVX2
Product: even-skipped homeobox 2
Exons: 3
Coding region: 1-1443 (480 amino acids)
Biological process (GO): regulation of transcription by RNA polymerase II
Cellular component (GO): nucleus
Molecular function (GO): RNA polymerase II cis-regulatory region sequence-specific DNA binding; DNA-binding transcription factor activity, RNA polymerase II-specific
Source: RefSeq, a predicted model, not a curated record
AUGAUGGAAAGAAUAAGAAAAGAGAUGAUCCUGAUGGAGAGAGGGCUGCACAGCCCCACGGCCGGCAAGAGAUUCUCCAAUUUGUCCGACUCUACUGGCAGUGCUGUGCUUGAGGCCCUGGAAAAUUCGCAGCACCCGGCUCGUCUCAGCCCGCGCUUGCCGUCUGCCCCCCUGCACGGCACUCUGGGAGACCUCCCCACCAAAGGCAAAUUCGAAAUAGACACUCUCUUCAACCUGCAGCACCCGGGCAGCGAAAGCACCGUCUCCUCCGAAAUCGCCUCCGCCGCCGCUGACAACCGCAAGAAGCCGAGCCAUUAUUCGGAGGCGGCCGCCGAGGCCGACAUGAGCAGCGACGUGGAGGUGGGUUGCUCAGCGCUGCGCUCCCCCGGUGGCCUCGGCGCCGCUCCGCUGAAGGAAAACAAUGGCAAAGGCUACGCGGAGAGUGGCGCGACAGCUGGCACCACGACUUCGGCGUCCGGCUCGGGCCUGGGCAGCCUUCAUGGAGGCGGCGGCGGCAGCGGCGGGGGCGCAGCGCUGGGGGGCUCCGGCUCCGGUGCGGAUCAGGUGCGGCGCUACCGCACGGCGUUCACCCGCGAGCAGAUCGCGCGCCUGGAGAAGGAGUUCUACCGGGAGAACUACGUGUCACGGCCCCGCCGGUGCGAGCUGGCCGCGGCGCUCAACCUGCCCGAAACCACCAUCAAGGUGUGGUUCCAGAAUCGGCGCAUGAAGGACAAGCGGCAGCGCCUGGCCAUGUCGUGGCCGCACCCGGCGGACCCCAGCUUCUACACCUACAUGAUGACGCACGCGGCCGCCACCGGAAGCCUGCCCUACCCCUUCCACUCUCACGUGCCGCUGCACUACUACCCGCACGUGGGCGUCACGGCCGCCGCGGCCGCCGCCGCCGCCUCGGGAGCCGCGGCCGCCGCCUCGUCGCCCUUCGCCACCUCCAUCCGCCCGCUGGACACCUUCCGCGCCCUGUCGCACCCCUACUCGCGGCCCGAGCUGCUGUGCAGUUUCCGCCACCCGGGUCUCUACCAGGCCCCGGCGGCGGCCGCGGGGCUCAACAGCGCGGCCUCGGCGGCGGCGGCGGCGGCUGCGGCGGCGGCGGCGGCCUCCUCGGCGGCCGCGGCCGGGGCGCCCCCCAGCGGCGGCUCCGCGCCCUGCUCGUGCCUCAGUUGCCACAGCAGUCAGUCGGCCGCCGCCGCCGCAGCCGCCGCCGCCGCCGCAGCCCUGGGCUCCCGGGGUGGCGGCGGCGGCGGGGCUGGGGGCGGCGGGGCCGGGGGCGGCGGCGGCGGCUCGGGGGCCGCGGGGGCCUCGGACUUCGGCUGCAGCGCCGCGGCGCCGCGCUCCGAGAGCGGCUUCCUGCCCUACUCGGCCGCCGUGCUGAGCAAGACGGCCGUGAGCCCACCGGACCAGAGGGACGAGGCGCCGCUCACCAGAUAA